AUGCCCACCGCCGGCCUAAAAACAAUCAUAGCCCUCUCCUUCGUCCUCGCCCUCGGCUUCCUCCUCGUCAUCCUCUCCUGCGCCCUCUACUCCAAAUACCACCCCCUCCUCGUCGUCGCCACCUACGUCCUCGCCCCGGUGCCCAACUGGAUAUGCUCCCACUGCGCCAACCCCGACGACUUUGUCGAGAGCUCGGGCGCCGCCAUCCUCGACCUGGGCCGGUUCUGCACCGGGUUCUUGGUCGUGAUGGGCAUCGCGCUCCCGGUGGUGCUGGCGCAUAGCGGGAUUAUCGCCACGGCGGCGGCGGUGAUGAGCAUUGUGGGUGGGUUGUUGAUUUAUGGGACGAUUAUAAGUUUUGGGCAGUUUUUUCAGGAGGAGCAGGAGUUUUAG
Molecule: messenger RNA, 390 nt
Organism: Podospora bellae-mahoneyi
Lineage: Eukaryota; Fungi; Ascomycota; Sordariomycetes; Sordariales; Podosporaceae
Gene: VPS55
Product: Vacuolar protein sorting-associated protein 55
Exons: 1
Coding region: 1-390 (129 amino acids)
Biological process (GO): late endosome to vacuole transport via multivesicular body sorting pathway
Cellular component (GO): Vps55/Vps68 complex; endosome
Source: RefSeq, a predicted model, not a curated record